UCGCUGUACUUGUUCCACGAGCGCUCACGCGUGCGCAAGCGCGCUUGGCGAAUCAUCCGGCACCCGUACUUCGACAAGGUCGUCAUGGCCGCGAUCGCGGUCAACUGCGUCUUGCUCGCGAUGUACGACCCGACGGCGCCGGACGAUUCGUCGUGGAACGCGUCGCUGGCGUACGCGGAGCACUUCUUCAGCGCGUUUUUCCUCGGCGAAUUCUUCGUGCAGAUCGUCGCGCGAAACUUCUUCAUCGGCCCGGGGGCGUACCUCCACAACCCGUGGUUCCGUUUAGACUUCGUCAUCGUCGUCUCGGGAACGAUGACGCUCGUGAUGUUCAUGAUCGGCGCGUCGGGGGGAGGGAACGUGAGCGGGAUGCGGACGUUGCGAGCGCUGAAGCCGCUGCGAACCAUCUCCGUGUUUCCCGGGAUGCGCGUGCAGGUUGCGACGAUACUCGACAGCAUGCCGUUCAUAGGGAGCGCGAUGGUGCUGCUCGGGUGGCUGUACGUCGUAUACGGCGUCGUCGGCGUGUAUUUGUACGCGGGGAAGCUCACGAGUCGUUGCUACGCGCCGGAGAGCGACGUCGCGAUCGCGGAAGAGGCGAACCUGCCGUGCGGCGGCGCGGGCGGCGCGCGGAGCUGCGCGACGAGCGAAGUCUGCGUCGCGUCGAAGGGUGACUACCCCAACUACGGGUUCACGAACUUCGACGACAUCGCGUGGGCGUCGCUGACGACGUUCCAGACGCUCACGAUGCGCGGGUGGAGCGACGUCAUGGACCAGCUCGAGGCGGCGACGGGGUCGCUCGUCGCGACGAAGAUGUAUUUCAUAACGCUCAUCGUCUUCGGGAGCUUCUUCGCGCUGUCGUUGGUCACCGCGGUGAUCAUCGCGCAGUACGUUCGACAGAGUAAGCUGGACGAGAAGACGUCCGGGGUGGAGGGCGCCGGCGGGAUUCUGAACUCGCCGUGGUUCCGGCGCCUCAAGCGGAAGCCGUGGUUCGUCCGCGCGAAGCGGUACCUGCAGACGCCGUGGGGAUGGCAAAAGCCGACGCGACGGUUCGUCGAGCACCCGAGAUUCAACACCGCGAUCACGUUCUUGAUCCUCGUGAACACCGCGACGCUGGCGUCGUACCACCACGGCAUGGACGAGGGCAUGAGGGACACGCUGGAGACGACGAACGUGCUCUUAAACGUCGCGUUCGCGAUCGAGAUGGUACUCAAGCUCGGCGGUCUCGGGUUGAUCGAUUACUUCGGCGACAAGUUCAACGUGUUCGAUUUCGUGAUCGUGAUCGUCGGCAUUCUAGAGAUGGCGUUACAGAACGGCGGCCUCACGGUCCUUCGCGCGUUCCGCCUCGUGCGCGUGUUGCGUUCGAUUCGCAUUCUUCGGACGUAUAAAAGAAUGAAGGUGCUCAUGGAAAACGUCGCCAAGGGUCUGGGCACGAUGUUUUGGUUCUCCGCGGUCUUACUCCUCUUCGUGUUCAUAUUUAGCGUGUUAGGGAUGCAACUCUUCGGCGGCACGGCCGGGUUCGAGGACGCGCGGAACAACUUCGACGACCUCGGGAGCGCGUCGCUCGCGGUGUUCAGCAUGCUCACCGCCGACGGUUGGCACCUCACGAUGUGGCGCGGGAUGUCCGGCGCCGGGAGCGCCACCGCGCUGUACUUCGUGUCGUGGAUGAUGCUCGGGCACUACGUCUUCGUCGCGCUGUUCCUCGCGAUGAUCGUGUACGGGUUCUCUCAAGAGACCGAGGACGAACGAGUCGCGAGGGAGGAGAGAGAGCGGCUGCAGAAGGAGGCGAUGUACGGACCCGACGGAGAGAAGAAGAAACUCGCGCGCGAACGCGAGCGAAAGAAGCGGUUCGAAGAGCGGCUGAAAGCGAGAGGGAUGACGCGCGCGAGCGUCGGACGCCGCGACGGGCUCGACGGGAGCGUUUUGUCCGACGACGACAAACGCCGCCUCGACGGCGUUCCAGACCGCGACGUCGUCGUCUCCGCGCCGAUGAAGACGGCGAAACGGCCGGAGCACAAGAUCACGAAGGACGUCGUCGAGGCGCAGAUUUUCGGCUCGGAGCCGCCGCCGGUGUUCAUGAAGCACUCGUCCUUGUUCGUGUUUAAACCCCAAAGCGCGUUCAGAAGAGUCGUGUUCAUGGUCGCGAACGAUAAGCGCUUCGAGGCGAUCAUCUUGACGCUGAUAUUCUUGAGCGCCGUCGCGCUCGCGAUCGAAGACCCUUCUGUCGAGGAGACGUCCGCGCUCGGAACGGUGCUGUUCAACCUCGACGUCGCGUUCACGACCGUGUUCGUGGUCGAGAUGUUCAGUCGCAUCAUCGCGCAAGGGUUGAUCAUGCACGAGGGCGCGUACUUGAGGGUCGGGUGGAACGUGCUCGACGGCGUCAUCGUCGUCAUGUCCGUCGUCGCGAUCCUUCUCAGGGGGAGCAACCUGAGCAUCGUUCGGAGUUUCCGGACGCUGCGCGCGUUGCGGCCGCUGCGAAUGGUGCGCCGGCUGCGAUCGAUGCAGCUCCUGAUGGCGACGCUGCUGCAGUGCGCGCCGCAGAUUGGCAACGUCAUGCUCCUCGGUCUGUUCGAGUUUGUCAUCUUCGGCAUCCUCGGCGUGCAGCUCUUCGGCGGGAAGUUUUGGCGGUGCACGGACGGCUCCGUCGGGCACGUCGAUCAGUGCUCCGGCGCGUUCAUCGGCGCGGACGGCGUGUCGUCCACGCGCGCGUGGGUGAACCCGGUGUAUAAUUUCGACCACGUCGGGCAAGCGAUGAUGUCUCUGUUCGUGAUCGCGACCAUGGACGGCUGGGUCGAGCUCGCGCACCGAGGCAUGGACGCGCGAGAGGUGGACUUCCAACCGGAGAAGAAUUACGCCCCGGCGAACGUGCUCUUCUUCGUCGCGUUCGUGCUCCUCGGGAGCCUGUUCUGGGUGAACAUUCUCCUCGGCGUGCUCAUCGAUCGGUAUCGACGCAUCGCCGCCGUGGUUGGGGACAUGAAUUUCGUCACCGAGGGGCAGCAACGCUGGGCGGAGGCGCUGAAGAUGAAGCAGAAGCAAAACGAAGUCGUGCACGGCGAAAAGGCGGCGGCGGAGGAGCCGCGGUUUUUCAUCCGCAAGUACCUGUUCCGGUUCGUGAGUCACCGGUACUUCGAGGUUUACAUCCUAUUCUGCAUCGCCGCGAACGUCGCGAUCAUGGCCGCGCAGCACGAGGGGCAGUCGGAGUCGUUCACGUCGUUCGGGGAGACGAUGAACGUGGUCUUCACGGUGAUUUUCAUCUUGGAGUGUUCCUUGAAAGUCGGCGCGUUGACGUUCAAAGGGUACCUGAAAGACCCGUGGAACCGGUUCGACUUCGUCAUCGUGGUGGGGUCUUUACCCGAGCUCGCGGGCGUGGAGAUGGGCCCGGGGACGACGAUCCUGAGGAUAUUCAGGAUGGGUCGUCUGUUCAAGAUUCUCCGAGGCGCGCGGAGCCUGCGCGCGCUGUUCGACUCGCUCCUGCUAACCGCGCCGACGCUCGCGAACGUCGGCGGGCUCCUCUUCCUCGCGAUGUUCAUAUUCGCCGUGUUGGGGAUGAACCUCUUCGGCGAGCUCCCGCACGGGCAGUUCAUCACCGACACGACCAACUUUUCGACGUUUGGAAACUCGCUCAUGACGCUGUUCAAGGUGCUCACGCGCGACGGCUGGAGCAAGAUCAUGGUCGACGCGUUGGACUGCGAGCUCGUGGAGGGGUUCUUAGAGGGCGACUACGCGACGUCGUGCGGCGUGACGUUCACCGCGCCCGCGUUCUUCGUGAUGUUCGUCCUCAUCGCGUCGUUCGUGUUCCUGGGGCUGUUCGUCGCGGUGAUGCUGGACGAGUUC
Micromonas pusilla CCMP1545 is the source of this 3828-nucleotide messenger RNA. RefSeq names its product voltage-gated ion channel superfamily. Gene Ontology annotation, cellular component: voltage-gated sodium channel complex; plasma membrane. The record is from RefSeq and is a predicted model, not a curated record. Gene Ontology annotation, molecular function: voltage-gated sodium channel activity. NCBI's taxonomy places the organism in Eukaryota, Viridiplantae, Chlorophyta, Mamiellophyceae, Mamiellales, Mamiellaceae. Gene Ontology annotation, biological process: monoatomic ion transport; transmembrane transport. The transcript has 3 exons. The annotation marks the transcript as partial.